AUGUUGAAGACGUUCCUAGAAGGUGGUCGGUUCGAAGACGACGUUGAGGAAGAAAUUGUCACAGAAGAUAUCGGUGAUGAAGGUUGCGAAAACAACGACGAGAUCGACGAGGUCGCCGUCGAGGUCAAGGUUGCGAAGAACGUUAAGAAGGAUCCUUUGGCAACCAUCAAAAGGGCCACAUCUCAUCCGGCAUAUGCUAAGUUGAAGGUCGUCGACUGA
This is a messenger RNA of Verruconis gallopava, 219 nucleotides long. RefSeq lists its product as uncharacterized. The record is from RefSeq and is a predicted model, not a curated record. The transcript has a single exon. Lineage: Eukaryota; Fungi; Ascomycota; Dothideomycetes; Venturiales; Sympoventuriaceae. The coding region runs from base 1 to 219 and encodes 72 amino acids.